Propithecus coquereli (Coquerel's sifaka) is the source of this 1611-nucleotide messenger RNA. It is a transcript of the gene ZNF286A, whose product is annotated as zinc finger protein 286A. The record is from RefSeq and is a predicted model, not a curated record. Lineage: Eukaryota; Metazoa; Chordata; Mammalia; Primates; Indriidae. Bases 46 to 1611 code for a protein of 521 amino acids. Gene Ontology annotation, biological process: regulation of transcription by RNA polymerase II. The transcript is spliced from 5 exons. Gene Ontology annotation, molecular function: RNA polymerase II cis-regulatory region sequence-specific DNA binding; DNA-binding transcription factor activity, RNA polymerase II-specific.
UGGGGUGAAGAGCAGGAUCUUCAGAACAAGGAGGAGGUAGUGAUCAUGGAGACAGAUUUGGCCAAAAUGCCGGAGAAAAGAGCUCUGUCUUCCCAAGAUUCUCCCCUUUCCUGGGAAAAGAGCACAGAAGAGGGAGAAGUAGCAGCUCUGCGCCUCACAGCCAGAUCCCAGGAAACAGUGACAUUCAAGGAUGUGGCCAUGGACUUUACACCAGAGGAGUGGGGGAAGCUGGAUCCUGCACAAAGGGAUGUGAUGCUGGAGAACUAUAGGAACCUGGUCUCGCUUUGGCUUCCAGUUUCCAAACCUGAGAACUACGGUUUGGAGAAUGGAAAGGAACCAUUGAAGCUCGAGAGAAAAGCCCCCAAAAGCACCUGUUCAGACGUGGAGACUAGACCUGAGAGCAAGGAUUCAACUUCGGUGCAAGAUUUUUCCAAAGAAGAGUCAUGCCAGGUUGCAAUAAUAGACAGACUGACAAGGAGUAGUGUCUAUGACUCCAACUUGGAAACAGCAAUUGAAUGUGAAAAUUGGUUAGAGGAUCAGCAGGGAAAUCAGGAGAGACAUUUGAGAGAAAUGUUUGCCCACAUGAAUUCACUCCCUGCAGAAAGAGAUCAUGAGCAUGAUAUAUACUGGAAAAACUUCAGUCAGAAGUCUGUCCUUAUCACUGAUGACAGAGGUCCCAAAGGAUCCUAUGCCUUUCAUACACUUGAAAAAAGAUUGAAACAGAAGUCAAACUUAAUGAAAAAGCAGAGAACUUAUAAAGAGAAAAAACCUCAUAAAUGUAAUGAUUGUGGUGAACUCUUCACCUACCAUUCAGUGCUUAUUCGACACCAGAGAGUCCAUACUGGAGAGAAACCCUAUACCUGCGAUGAAUGUGGGAAAUCUUUUAGCCACAGAGCUAAUUUGACUAAACAUCAGAGAACUCAUACUAGAAUUCUCUUUGAGUGUAGUGAAUGCAAGAAAACCUUCACAGAAAGCUCAUCCCUUGCAAUACAUCAGAGAAUUCACAUUGGAGAGAGACCUUACGAAUGCAGUGAAUGUGGGAAGGGUUUUAAUCGAAGUACACAUCUUGUGCAGCAUCAGUUGAUUCAUACUGGAGUGAAGCCUUAUGAAUGUAAUGAAUGUGAUAAAGCUUUCAUUCAUUCAUCAGCACUCAUUAAACAUCAAAGAACUCAUACUGGAGAGAAACCCUAUAAAUGUCAAGAAUGUGGAAAAGCCUUUAGCCAUUGCUCAUCCCUAACUAAGCACCAGAGAGUUCAUACUGGAGAAAAGCCAUAUGAAUGUAGUGAAUGUGGAAAAACUUUUAGUCAGAGCACACAUCUUGUUCAGCAUCAGAGAAUUCAUACUGGAGAGAAACCCUAUGAGUGUAACGAAUGUGGGAAAACCUUUAGCCGGAGCUCAAAUUUUGCUAAACAUCAAAGAAUUCACAUUGGAAAGAAACCCUACAAAUGUGGUGAAUGUGGAAAAGCCUUCAUUCAUUCAUCAGCUCUUAUUCAACAUCAGAGAACUCAUACUGGAGAGAAACCCUUUAGAUGUAGUGAAUGUGGGAAAAGCUUUAAGUGCAGUUCAUCCCUCAUCAGACAUCAAAGAAUUCACACUGAAGAGCAACCCUAA